AUGAACGGGCAUACGGCCAACCUCUAUGGCCCCGAGGAAGAGGAGAUGACCACACUUCAGGGAGGUAAUGGGUAUCGAGGUGUCAAUCCCACCAGUCCAAGCACUUUCGACUUUGAGUUUCAAGAUAUUCCUUCUCCGAGACCGAGAGUUCCAUACCGAGCCGGCCAUACCGCCAGUCCCCGAUACAGUCCACCCGAGUAUGCCUCCCAGGGCUGGCUUCAGCCUACACCCAGAACCUCGGAUAUUCCCGAGACCUGGGCAAAUACCCCAUAUGACUCUCGUUCCACAUCACCAACUCUGUAUCAAAACACACCGGUCCAGCAAAGCGCUCAGAGUUUGGCCCCACUGGUCAACACACCCGCCUCACCAGGUUUCUCCAAGGAAUGGGUGCAGACCGGUUCCUCAUCCAUUGCCCGCAUCAGUGAUCGCGACGACGCCGACACCUGGAAAGGAUGGAAGCGCUGGGUCUUCUUCUUGACUCCCUUCCUCACAUUUGGUAACACCGGAAUCUAUCUGUUCUAUCUCGGCCUGCGAAUCUACUGUAUCAUUCAGGCACAAAAUGCCGCCGGAGUCAGCUAUGCUGGUGCUUGGGUCUUUGUCGCCAUUGAGAUUGCCGUCGCGAUUCCCUCACUUAUGCACAACUGUUGGACAAUGCUCGCUUUGAAAAAGCGAGGCCGAGCAAAGCUCCGCUUGACUGGAAACGACUGCCCGACCGUGGACGUCUUUGUGACUUGCUGUGGUGAGGAUGACGAGGUGGUCCUCGACACUGUUCGGGGUACCCUUGACCAAGAUUACCCGCAAGACCGAUUCCGGGUGAUUAUACUUGAUGACGCCAAAUCCGCAACUCUGGAGGAGUCUGUCAUACAACUCUCGUCAACCCACCCGAACGUCUACUAUAUGGCACGAGAGAAGAUUCCCGGAAAGCCGCACCACUUCAAGGCUGGUAACUUGAACUAUGGUCUGGACCAGGUGCAUACCCUACCCGGAGGUGCAGGCCAAUUCAUGGCUGCGCUGGACGCUGAUAUGAUUCCCGAACAAGAAUGGCUUCGCGCAAUCCUCCCCCACUUGUUGGUGGAUCCUAAGAUGGCCCUUGCAUGCCCUCCGCAGCUCUUUUACAAUACCCCUGCGUCUGAUCCCCUCGCCCAGAGUCUGGACUUCUUCGUGCAUGUUAUUGAACCAAUCAAGGACGCGCUCAACGUGGCGUGGUGUACUGGCUCGGGUUACGUCGUGCGUCGGGAGGCCUUGGAAGAGAUUGGCAACUUCCCUCUUGGCUCCUUGGCAGAGGAUGUCGCAACAUCGACUUUGAUGCUUGGCAAAGGUUGGAAAACCGCUUACAUUCACGAGCCGCUGCAGUACGGUACUGUUCCCGAAGACUUUGGUGGUCACUUGAAGCAGCGUACUCGAUGGGCCAUCGGAACUGUGGAUACGGCUUUUAAGCUGAAGUUCUGUCUCUGGGGUGACGCUGUCCGUCAGAUGAGCUUCGCUCAACGUUUCUCUGGAUUCCUCUACGCCACCUUGAGUUUGUAUACGCUCCUUCUGACCGCUUCUCUGUUCGCAAUCCCUGUCAUUCUCUUAUGGGGUAAGCAACUUGUUGCUUACGCUAACCAGGAUGAGCUUCAUUGGCUUAUCUGGGCUUGUUUCGCGGCGACUCUUAGUAACCGUCUGUGCGAGUUUGCGCUGUUUAUUCCCGCUGGUUAUAAUACCGGUCAGCGUGGUUCUCGUUACCAGCUAUGGAUGUCUCCUUACAUUGCCAUCUGUAUCGUUCGCUCCUUUAUGCUGCCUAAGUGGCUUGGUGGUCAAACCCAGGCCUUCAAGCCUACUGGUUCCCUAGGCUCGACUCUCAACGAGCGUGACCCUAAGACCCGAAAGAACAUCUUUGUUCGUCUCCGCGUCAUUCUCUUCAACUACAUGGCACUCUUCCACUUUGCCUUCGUCUAUGUCACCCUCGUUGCAGUGGUAAUCUCCUCCUACCGUUGCUUCGCCGUGGCCAGCGGCUUCAAGGGUGUCAUUAUCUGCUUGAUCACACACGCCUUCUGGCCCCCACUGACCUUCCUUUUCAUCUGCACAUCUCUGUGGACUCCGGUAUCCUACGCCAUUGACCCUCCCUCUAUGCCGGAGCGUGAAGACCUCUUGAAACGCGACCCGAAGACUGGAGUAGCCCACCCGACUAGCAAGAGCAAGAAGAUCGCUUUCGGUGGUCAGGCUGCUUGGUUCGAACUCCAGUACACGGUCGCCACUGUCGCCACCAUUCUGAUCUUUGUUUACUCUUUCUUCUGGUAA
This is a messenger RNA of Penicillium verhagenii, 2280 nucleotides long. Its product is annotated as glycosyltransferase family 2 protein. NCBI's taxonomy places the organism in Eukaryota, Fungi, Ascomycota, Eurotiomycetes, Eurotiales, Aspergillaceae. The coding region runs from base 1 to 2280 and encodes 759 amino acids. The transcript has 3 exons. The record is from RefSeq and is a predicted model, not a curated record.